AUGUCGCAAGUGGGCGCAAGUUUCGACUCUUUCGUGUCUAAGGCUGAGACCCUUAUUCACAAUUAUAAUCUAGAGCCUUGGGUUGUUCCAGGUCUCGUUGUCUCUGGCCUUGGUUUUGUGUAUGCUGUCAACAAACACCUGACUCAACGAGCCCUUAACCACGGCACCAAGGCGUCCUUUGACUGGAAGAAAGAAAUCAUUCUCGUCACUGGUGGAUCUGGUGGUAUCGGCGGCGCAACUGUGCAGCAGCUGGCGAGUAGGGGCACGAAGAUUGUCGUGGUAGACGUUCUACCCUUGACAUACAAGGCUCCCUCUAAUAUCCACUAUUACAAGUGUGACUUGACGAACUACGAGCAACUUCAGAUUGUAGCUGGAAAGAUCAGAGAAGAGGUCGGAGAUCCCACCGUAAUAGUUGCAAAUGCUGGCGUGUGUCGUGGCAAGCCGGUUCUCGCGGCCACUAAACGAGACAUUGAGCUGUUUGUACCCCAAAUUCGCCGAGUUUGGUGCCCUUCACUAACCCAAAAACCACUCGCAAGGACCUUUGGAGUCAACACGAUAGGUCUCAUAUGGACUAUCAAGACUUUUCUUCCCGCCCUGGUGGCUCGAAAUCAUGGACAUCUCCUCAUUGUUGCUUCGCAAACCGGACACAUGGCGACCGCGGGUGCGACCGACUACUCGGCCAGCAAGGCAGCCGCCAUCACCAUAUAUGAAGGCGUUCAUAGCGAGAUCAAGCACGUUCACAAAGCCACUGCCGUGCGCGUCUCCUGCAUAUCGCCUAGUCACGUCCAGACCAACAUGUUCACGGGCAUCAAGUCCGUGCCGGGCAUGUCGAGCAUGACAACGGAUUACCUCGCGGACAGAAUCACGGGGAUUCUCUACGGAGGGAAUGCCAGGAAUGUUCUGGUUCCCGCGACCGCAUCUGCUUCUCCUUGGGUUCGUGUGUUACCUGACUGGUUGCGAGUCUACAUGCAAGACCUUUCAUCCAGUGCCUUUACAGAGCUAAAGCCGCACGAUCCUCUGAAGGGACAGUAG
Fusarium keratoplasticum is the source of this 1032-nucleotide messenger RNA. RefSeq lists its product as uncharacterized. Gene Ontology annotation, molecular function: oxidoreductase activity, acting on the CH-OH group of donors, NAD or NADP as acceptor. The coding region runs from base 1 to 1032 and encodes 343 amino acids. The transcript has 3 exons. The record is from RefSeq and is a predicted model, not a curated record. Lineage: Eukaryota; Fungi; Ascomycota; Sordariomycetes; Hypocreales; Nectriaceae.